AUGGCAGCAGCUCGGACACCUGGUACACCGGCUUCAAAGAUUGAAAGAACUCCAAUGUCUACACCAGGAGGUCCCAGAGCAAAGGAGGAGAAAAUCUUUGUAACUGUUCGUGUGAGGCCCCUUAGCAAGAAAGAGCAAGCACUUAAAGACCAAGUAGCAUGGGAUUGUGUUGAUGACAAUACCAUUGUGUUUAAAGCACCAUCUCAGGAUCGCUUGAGUUCAUCACCCUUUUAUACAUUUGACAAAGUAUUUGGACCUACUUCCUUAACUGAGACAGUUUACAAAGAAGGUGCCAAAGAUGUUGCCUUAUCAGCCCUGACAGGAAUCAAUGCUACCAUUUUUGCUUAUGGCCAGACUAGCAGCGGGAAAACAUACACUAUGAGAGGAAUUACCGAGAGUGCUGUAAAUGAUAUUUACAAGCACAUCCAUAACGUAUCUGAGAGGCACUUCACUAUAAAAAUAUCUGCAUUGGAGAUUUACAAUGAGGUAGUAAGAGACCUUUUAAAACCAGAUUCUGGACCUCUCCGGCUAUUAGAUGACCCUGAGAAAGGGACAAUUGUUGAGAAACUUGAAGAAGAAGUUGCAAAAGAUAGUCAGCAUCUGAGACAUCUCAUUGGCAUUUGUGAAGCACAAAGGCAGGUUGGUGAAACUUCCUUGAAUGAUACAAGCUCUAGAUCACACCAAAUUAUAAGGCUGACAGUUGAAAGCAGCUUACGGGAGAACUCUGGCUGUGUGAAAUCAUAUGUUGCUAGCCUGAAUUUUGUGGAUCUUGCAGGUAGUGAAAGAGCCUCACAAACUCAUGCUGAUGGUGCUAGGCUGAAAGAAGGCUGUCACAUAAACCGUAGUUUGUUAACUCUCACAACUGUAAUUAGAAAGCUCAGUGCAGGUAAGAAAAGUGGCCAUAUCCCGUACCGGGAUUCAAAACUCACUCGUAUAUUGCAGCUGUCUCUUGGUGGAAAUGCAAGGACAGCCAUUAUCUGCACCAUGAGUCCGGCACUUAGCCAUGUAGAACAAUCUCGGAAUACUCUCUUCUUUGCAACCCGUGCAAAGGAAGUCACUAAUAGUGCACAUGUGAAUAUGGUUGUAUCAGACAAACAACUCGUCAAACAACUGCAGAAGGAAGUUGCGAGGCUUGAAGCAGAAUUGCGCACCCCAGAGCUUUCUGGUUCUUCAUGUUCAGAAGCUCUUCUCAAGGAGAAAGAACUAAAAAUUAAGAAGAUGGAGAUGGAGAUGGAAGAAUUGAAGCGGGAAAGAGACUUUGCACAUUCCCAGCUGGUAGAACUACGAAAAAAGGUGAAGGAAGAUCACCAUGAAACCAAUCCAUUUGCAUCACCUCGCCAAGUGGCUAAAUGCCUUACUUUUUCGGAUUCAUCACCUCAAUUUGGGGAAAGGACACAUGGCAGGGUCGAACGAGCAAGGAAUACUAUGAGGCAGUCAUCAACUGUUCCAUUUAUGCUUGUUCAUGAAAUCCGCAAGCUUGAGCAUUUACAGGAGCAGCUUGGUGAGGAAGCUAACAGGGCUCUGGAAGUACUACAGAAGGAGGUUGCUUGCCACCGACUUGGGAACCAAGAUGCUGCAGAGACUAUUGCUAAACUGCAAGCAGAGAUCAGGGAGAUGCAAACUGUCAGAUCUUUUGACAACAAAGUUGACAUUGCAGAAGCACUUGCUGGAGGUAACAACACUGGUACCAACUUGAAGGAUGAAAUUACAAGACUAAAUUCACAAGGCAACACCAUUGCUAAUCUUGAGGAGAAACUGGAAAAUGUCCAGAGAUCCAUCGACAAGCUUGUUAUGUCUCUUCCAAGUAAUCUUCAGUCAAAUGAGAUGACCCCAAAAUCCUCUAAAGGCCAACCAAAGAAGAAGAAGAAGUUACUUCCCCUGGUCUCAAGCAGUGGUGCAAACCGAAGUAAUAUGAUCAGAGGACCAUGCUCUCCUCUCUCAUCUUCUCGAAAGACUUUGGAAUCAGAAGUGGAGAACAGAGCUCCAGAAAUUGAUGCUUUAUCCCAGGAAACAAUCUCAGGCUCUGAAAAGGUUACACCAAUCAAAAGUGAAGACGGUGGAGACAUCUCAUCAAGAGAUAGCACACCUUGUCACCGGCGUUCUAGUUCUGUGAACAUGCGAAAAAUGCAGAAGAUGUUCCAGACUGCAGCAGAAGAAAAUGUAAGGAGCAUAAGAUCAUAUGUCACUGAGCUGAAAGAACGGGUGGCCAAGCUGCAGUAUCAAAAGAAACUCCUUGUGUGCCAGGUCUUGGAGUUAGAAGCAAAUGAGGCUUCAGGUUGUGAUACGGUGGAGGAGGGCGAAGACAUCUCUGAGCUACAAAAUUCUCCUGCAUCAUGGCAUUCCAUAUUUAAGGAUCAAAUGCAGCAGAUUAUGCUAUUGUGGGAUGCUUGCCAUGUGUCGAUCAUACACCGAACACAAUUUUACUUGUUAUUCAGAGGUGAUCCUGCUGAUCAGAUAUAUAUAGAAGUCGAACUUAGAAGAUUGACUUGGCUUCAGCAACACUUUCUUGAGGUUGGAAAUGAAAGUCCUGCACAUGUUGGUGAUGAGCCAGUUGUUUCUCUAUCCUCAAGUAUGAGAGCGCUAAAGCACGAGAGAGAGUUCCUUGCUAAAAGACUGAACUCAAGACUAUCCGAAGAAGAGCGAGAUAGGCUGUACAAGAAAUGGCAAGUGCCACUUGAGGGGAAGCAGAGGAAGCUGCAACUGGUGAACAAGUUAUGGACAGAUCCAAUUGACAAGGCACAUAUAGAAGAAAGUGCUGAUAUAGUGGCCAGGCUUGUGGGUUUCUGUGAAGGUGGAAACAUCAGCAAAGAGAUGUUUGAACUCAACUUUGCAGUGCCUGUGAGCAAGAAACCAUGGCUAUUGGGUUGGCAACCAAUUUCCAACCUGCUGAGAUUAUAACCAUGAAUUGGUGUCUUCCCAGGCUUGAUGAGAGAGCUGGUUAAUCUCUCUUUUAUCUCCAAUUCUCCAAAGGUAAAUCCAAUCUGGACACUUAUAUAUGAGCAAUGGAAUGAUCAUGAAUUCAUGGUGUUCUUUUGAUUUGAAGAUUGGUAGAUUGGAGUUCAUUAGCGGCAUUUGUAUAGUUGAUUUUUUUUUAGUAAUAACUGCACAUUGGUCAAUGAAAUUUUCUAGUGAAUUCUUGUUCUUUUGC
Dioscorea cayenensis subsp. rotundata (Guinea yam) is the source of this 3148-nucleotide messenger RNA. Its product is annotated as kinesin-like protein KIN-7A. Bases 1 to 2898 code for a protein of 965 amino acids. Gene Ontology annotation, molecular function: microtubule motor activity; ATP binding; microtubule binding. The record is from RefSeq and is a predicted model, not a curated record. NCBI's taxonomy places the organism in Eukaryota, Viridiplantae, Streptophyta, Magnoliopsida, Dioscoreales, Dioscoreaceae. Gene Ontology annotation, biological process: microtubule-based movement. The transcript is spliced from 14 exons.